This is a messenger RNA of Seriola aureovittata, 1191 nucleotides long. RefSeq names its product endothelin 2 (gene edn2). Gene Ontology annotation, biological process: regulation of systemic arterial blood pressure by endothelin; vein smooth muscle contraction; regulation of vasoconstriction. The transcript is spliced from 5 exons. Bases 131 to 649 code for a protein of 172 amino acids. Gene Ontology annotation, cellular component: extracellular region. Gene Ontology annotation, molecular function: endothelin B receptor binding; hormone activity. The record is from RefSeq and is a predicted model, not a curated record. Lineage: Eukaryota; Metazoa; Chordata; Actinopteri; Carangiformes; Carangidae.
ACACAAAGCACCUGCUGCUGUUCUCCAGCCUCCGACACGCACGAGACCUUUUAACACCCGUCUGCACCUCUUGGAGAGUGUUAACUGACUGCUGCUGCCUCUUUACACAUCUGAACUUCAGACAGCGAGGAUGAUGAUGGAUUCCUUCAUGUGCAAGGCUCUGACUUUAGUCGUCAUCUGCAUGUAUCUGCAAGAGGGUUGUGGACACCCCUUAUCAGACCGGGCAGAGCUGCCAGCUCAUGCUCCACAUUCACAACAUGUCAGGACCAAACGCUGCUCCUGUAACAGCUGGGAUGAUAAAGAAUGCAUCUACUUCUGCCACUUGGAUAUUAUCUGGGUCAACACGCCGAGUAAACUCCUUCCAUACGGUCUGGGAAGUCCCCUGUCUCGCCGCCGCCGUUCAGCCGACCGUUGCAGAUGCCUCAACCCAGCCGAUAUAACUUGUUCCAGCUUCUGUCAUAAAAGAUCUCAGAACCCAGGGACUGAUGUCGUGGGCCCAUUGGGAAAAUCUGAAAACAUCAACAGCGACAAAUUGCUUGCAUCUUACAGAUCUGUGGUCAAGUCCAACGCGGCCAUCGCAAAAGAGGUUCUCUCAACAAACAAGAAAGCGGUUCGAGUCAACAGGCUCAAGAGCCGAACGAGGAGGUAGAAGACUUAACGAAAAUAAAACCAGAGGUGGUUCAAUCACUGUGGGUUCAACCCCACGGUCAGGAGACUCCUCCGGCGUCCAGAGUCUUACCAACUCUGGGAAUGCAGAGAUGGAAAGGUGGUUGGCACGGGAAUCACGCAACUGAUCAACAAAACAGCGCUUUUGAAGACUGGCAGCUUCCCAAGAUAGAAGCCCUGAGGCAGGAGCGAUGUUGGGUGGAGACGUUAAGAGUUAUUUUUUGAACUCUCCUUGAACUUUUCUGAACUUAAUAACAGUCUGCAUGCCAAGGACGGAAGUUUCUAAGAAAGGAAACCCAGGGAACCGACUUCGAGACUAGUGGACGACCACAUCAAGAAAUGUUACAUUGAUCAAUCAGUGACCAGUUGUUUGGUUUCUAUGGACAAAGCUCUGGUUUCGACUCGUCUUUAAGGACAGUUUCACACCCGAAACUCGCCCCCAAUAUGAGGAUUAUAGGAUCAUUACAUAUUCCAGAGUCAUAUAAACUCUGUAGUUAGUUGGGAAUGUUUUGUCCAUGUUUACUC